Vitis riparia (riverbank grape) is the source of this 1043-nucleotide messenger RNA. RefSeq lists its product as uncharacterized. The transcript is spliced from 5 exons. NCBI's taxonomy places the organism in Eukaryota, Viridiplantae, Streptophyta, Magnoliopsida, Vitales, Vitaceae. Bases 82 to 897 code for a protein of 271 amino acids. The record is from RefSeq and is a predicted model, not a curated record.
GAACUGAAGCAACAGAGUCUUCAACCCAAAUUAUUCGCAAGAACAUGACGUUAGUCUGAACUUCCAAAUGUAAGGGGAAACAUGCAAGGCCUCCUCACUGCUUUGUGCUCCUCUAGCAGCUUUCUCCCCAAUUCCCCAAACCUUUACAAUUCCAAACAAUCUAUGUUUAGAGCUUGUUGCAGUCAGAAAAAACAUGGGAAAUCCAAUUCCAAAUAUUUAGAGUUCAGACCUCAUUGCACUCUGGGAAAACAAAGCAAAACUAGUAUCACAAAGACCUGGCCAACCAUCUCUCUCUCACUAUUUGGUUCAGGUUUCUUCUUGGGUACCCUGAUUGAUGGAAUUCAUUCAAGGGUAAAUCUUGUGGUAUACCAAAAUGGGUCCAUCGACAUCGGUCCCCUUCACACAAAUGUCUGGGUUCCUCCCUUGCUUGGAUUGUUCUAUUGUACUGUUGGGUUGCUGCAACUCUUCCUGGAUGAGAAGUUCUCUUCCAAGGCUCCAAAGGGAAGCCUAAAGAAAACAGGCUCUUCACUGAUAGCACUGGUGCUAUUUAUUGAGUUGAGUGCUGAAAUGUACAAAGCCGGAGUAGCAGACAACAUUGAAGCCUAUAUAUUAUUUGCAGUGGCUGAGUUUAUAUGGUUGUUUCAGGAUGGGACCAGGCAGGGGUUUGCCCUAGCCUGCAUUGUGGGCCUUGGGUGCCCACUGGCUGAGAUUCCCAUAAUGAAGUUAUUUCACCUUUGGUACUAUCCCCAAGCAAACAUCAAUAUAUUGGGCCAGGGGUUAGUCACUUGGACCAUCACUUGCUAUUUUGUGUACACACCAUUCUUGAUCAAUUUCUCGCGCUGGCUGAAAUCAAUAACCGCUUCUUCUGCUGCUGAUGGAUCAGAUCAUUCCGCCUAGAGCAAUAUGCCAUUAAGUUAGAGAGGCAAACAAUCAACAUGAAAGGAGUUUUCCAUGUACAAAUAGACUAGCAACAAAAUGGAGCUUAUGAGUCAAAUAUGAUAAUAACUACUGUUGUUUCAGAAGGGAUUUAUCUUUCCAAGUCA